AUGCCCACAUCUAUCCCUGUCGUCACCGGAUACUAUCGCUACACCGAUAUAUGGUUCGAAUGGCAUCAAGCGCUGCCAGACAUCGACGAUAGAGCACCGGUCAAAGCAAUCCUAUCACAUGAUGCAUUGGUUCAUCCUGAACACCCUCUUCACGUCGAGGGGAUUAACGGAAUUCAAAUGUAUAUAGGAACUUUUGCAACCGGAGAAGCGCGUCUCUUAUUCUCAUCUCGACAAGUUGAUUAUCUUCGAUACUGGCUUCACGCCAUGCAAUUGACGAAAGGAAUCGUUCCACUCCCAUACUCUGACUGCCUUUUAACGGAAUCCAACCUUGAAACUGUAUCACCUGUUGUGUAUCCUGAUGGUUUGUCCCUGCGCAAUGCCCUCAAAGUCAUUGAUAAGAACAAUAAGCGUUUGAAAGGCUCAAACCCUCUCCUUACUCACCGACGCCAUCUUUUUGAAAGAGUGCGCAAUUUUUGGUCCGAAAAGAAAGGGGUUUGGUGUGCAAUGGACUUUGAAGCUUGGGAACUCGAUCACACAGUGUUGACAGAAUUCGGAUGGAGCCUUGCUGGUUGGAAAGAUGGUAGCUUAGUUGAGGAUCGUGGACAUCUUAUCGUCGAAGAAGCUCGGUCAUAUAUCAACUCACAAUACGUACCCGAUCAUCGAUAUGAUUAUACUUUUGGCACUAGCGAGACAGUUAAAAAGGCAUUGUUCAAAAAACGUAUUCAAUAUUUGGUCAAGUCGCUAAACGAAUAUGGGCCUGUUUUCCUCGUAUUCCACGAUAAUAGUCAAGACAUCAAGGACCUAAAGAAACUUGAAGUAGACCUGGAAGGCAUGUCCUACAUCAUGCCCGACAGCAUACCCGAUAGCGGUAUCUUUGUCAUUGAUACCUCUGAUCUCAUCGGGGCAUUACUGGGUGAAGGCUCUGGUGAAAAAAGAUCGCUCGACAAAACAUGUAGCUUACUUCAAAUACCUACUCAAUACUUGCACAACGCAGGUAAUGAUGCUCAUUAUACUUUACUCUCCAUGCAAGAAAUGGCCAAGGGUGACCCCAUCGAUAUUCAACGCGAGAAAAGAUGGCCGAAUCAAACCCCUGCUGGUGUGAAAGUCGAACUUAAACCCUGGCAAGAGGAUAGCGAUUAUUCCGACGAAGAGGGUGUAAUUCCACCACCAGAAGGCUACAAGUUCGUAACAGACGAAGACGAGGCAAACAGUGUCCACGAUCGAUGA
Messenger RNA from Psilocybe cubensis, 1227 nucleotides. RefSeq lists its product as uncharacterized. The transcript has 8 exons. Lineage: Eukaryota; Fungi; Basidiomycota; Agaricomycetes; Agaricales; Agrocybaceae. Gene Ontology annotation, molecular function: nucleic acid binding. Bases 1 to 1227 code for a protein of 408 amino acids. Gene Ontology annotation, cellular component: nucleus. The record is from RefSeq and is a predicted model, not a curated record.